AGGUAUGAUGACUUUUAGCAUCAGUUCUCUUUUAGAAUCCACAACGCAAACAUCGCAAUCACUUCACUAUGCUGUGCAAGAUUAUCUUCAUUGCUGCCAUAGUAGCUAUUGUUGUUGCUGACAACAGCGACCAUGAUUACCAUUCACAUCCCAGCUAUAAGUUCGAGUAUGGAGUAAAGGAUGCUCACACCGGAGACCACAAGAGCCAGUGGGAACAUCGGGACGGAGAUGUCGUCAAGGGAGCUUACACUCUGGAUGAAGCCGACGGAACCAAGCGAGUGGUUGAGUACUCGUCCGACAAGCACAACGGCUUCCAGGCUCACGUCAAGCGAGUGGGUCAUGCUGACCAUCCAGCCGUCUAUGGACACCAUGAGGCUGGACACUCGUACAGUCAUGGACACGGUCAUGGACAUGCCAGCAGCUACGCCAAUGGCAACCUGCACCAGUAUCAUCAUUAAGCAGCGUCUAUGAUCGUUCCGUUUUAGUUCCUAAAAAUAUUAACUGAAUAAAACCAAGUUUUCAUACUAUGAA
Anopheles arabiensis is the source of this 531-nucleotide messenger RNA. Its product is annotated as cuticle protein 19-like. Gene Ontology annotation, cellular component: extracellular matrix. The record is from RefSeq and is a predicted model, not a curated record. NCBI's taxonomy places the organism in Eukaryota, Metazoa, Arthropoda, Insecta, Diptera, Culicidae. The transcript is spliced from 2 exons. The coding region runs from base 69 to 458 and encodes 129 amino acids.